Molecule: messenger RNA, 1136 nt
Organism: Nicotiana tabacum (common tobacco)
Lineage: Eukaryota; Viridiplantae; Streptophyta; Magnoliopsida; Solanales; Solanaceae
Source: RefSeq, a predicted model, not a curated record
AUGACUAAUAUUCCCAUUCCCACAACUAGUCCUCAACAAGGUGACAUCAGUUCCUCCGAUGGACCAGAUCACAUCAACCAAGUUCAAACAUCAGGCCAUGGUAGUACCCUACCUAUUAAUUUGGAACCAUCUCCAAUUAUACCUAAUCAAAGCAACCUAAUAGGCGAAGUUAAAUGUAGCAGUACCCGUGAGCCACAGACGCUUCUUACUAUUUUUCCCACUGGGUUAGAACGUUCAAGAGAAUACUCUGAAUUAUUCUACUGGGAUUCUUCAAUUAAUAUUGUUGUGUGGAACCAAUGGGAUCAUAGGGCAGCAAAACGAUAUAAUGAUUUUAUUAGCAAACUUAAAAAAAAUGGGGUGCAACGGAAAUCUCUUCCAAAUGAUGUGCGGCAAAGUUGGAUGAGACGUUUGAAAGAUCCUAAGUGUGUUGAAAAGUCAGAGAUAAAUGCAAACAAUCGUUAUGGUAAUGAGAGCGGAGUUGCUACUGGGACUCACACGGGUGGCUCUAUCAGUGUUGGGGAGUAUCACAAGAGACUUGCUAUUAAAAUGGGUCGAGAUCCAACACCAAGUGAGAUAUAUUUGCACGUCCAUACACAAGGUAAUGAUGGAAAAUCUUGUGUUGGUGAGAAAUCCCGAAUCAUACAUUAUCAGAAAAUAUUACAACAACAAACACAGAGUCAAUCUGAUAUUGAUAAAUGUAAAGCAUAUUACGAGGCUGCGGGAGUAGAAAAGAAAAGAACAGUAUAUGGUAUUGGAUUUCAAGCAAAAUGCUACUACGUGCCGAAUCUUCGUGACUCUUAUGGAUCUGGUGCAACUUCCUCAGCAACACCUUCAAAUGCUCAAUCGACACCGAUAGGGAAUAUGGAUGAGUUAGUGACACGAUUGAUUCAUGUACUGACAGAUCAUAUAGUUCAUAUAAUCGUUGAGCGGGCACGCUAAUUAGUUUCUUUACCCUCGCAUCAGCAAAAUAUUGAUCUUACUAACCACCAAUCAGAUGUGGCACCUACAGUUCCUACCUCUUCUACUGCUGCUAACAUUGAUGAGGUUCAUGCAUUGGAUUUUGAUGAUGACCAUGACUCUCCAGCCUCGCAUAGUUAGCCUAUUUUGUUUAGACUUUAUUGCUGGUGCUUGUGAAA